Messenger RNA from Priapulus caudatus, 4609 nucleotides. RefSeq lists its product as uncharacterized. NCBI's taxonomy places the organism in Eukaryota, Metazoa, Priapulida, Priapulimorpha, Priapulimorphida, Priapulidae. Bases 1 to 4530 code for a protein of 1509 amino acids. The transcript is spliced from 14 exons. The record is from RefSeq and is a predicted model, not a curated record.
AUGUGGAUACUUGCUACCUACUACCCUAGUGAUGAUGAUGAUGACGAGAGUGCUAGCCAUGCUGGUGAUGAUGAUGCACAAAAUUCUUCAGAUUCGGAGAUUAUACCCACAGUGUCUGAUGGAAUUGUGUUGAAUAAAGGCAAUUUUAGACAUAAUUAUGAAGUUCUUGAGAAGAAGAAAGGCAUGCUCAUCCCAAAAUAUCGACAGAAAAACACAAGUAGUAAAAGUCUUGUACCAUGUGAGUUUUGUCUGGGAAUGUAUUCACGAAAAGUGCUCUGGGAACAUCAGACCCGAUGUUGCAAGCGACCAACUGAUGCAAAUACUAAAGGAAGAUCCGGAAUACAAAGUGGAAGACUGCUGCUCCCUGUAGAGUCCGCAAAUAGAAAUCUGUAUAAAAAUGUUCUCGUUAGGAUGAUUGAUGACAACAUCAAACCAAUCAUUGAGGGAGACGGGCUCAUCAUGAAGCUGGCAAACCGCUUGUAUGCCAAGUAUGGGCAUGAAUCCCAGAACCACCAGUACAUAUCCCAGACACUGAGGCAAGUUGGUCGAUUACUCUCUGUCACCAAAAAACUAGGAACUCCACUUCAUACCAUCGAAGAAUGUUUGAACCCUGGCAACUGGGAAGUACUAAUUGAAGGCGUUAAAAAUUUGGCAGAGUAUGAUGAAGAAACUCACACUUAUACCAGACCAAGCCUAGCUUUGAAGGUUGGAUACAGCCUCAAGAAGUGUGCGAAGAUAUUAAGAUCUGAGUCUUUGAUGACAGAUGAUGAGGUGAAUUUGCAAAAAAGGAAUGCUGCCACAAACUUCUUGACCCUGUAUGAGGAUGAUUGGGGUGACCGUAUAUCAGCAAAGGCUCUGUCAACAAUGGACACAAACAGAUACAACUCUCCCAAACUUCUGCCACUGAUGACUGAUGUUGUGAAAUUGCAAACCUACCUACAGAAGGAAGCAAAGGCUGCUGCUCAGGAAUUGGCCGAGGGUACCGACAGCUACGCCAGACUUGCGAAACUGUGUUUAACUCAGCUUAUUCUUUUCAAUAGGAGACGUUCAGGUGAAGCGCAGAGAGUACAGCUUUCAGAACUAAACAAGGCUUUAAAAACUGAACAUGAACUAGAAGAGGAGGACAUGUGUAAGGUCCUUUCGAAGUUCGAGAUGCACUUACUGAAAAGCCACCUCAAAAUUGAGACAAAAGGAAAAAGAGGAAGGAAAGUGCCCAUUCUUCUACCUGACACUUUGGCCAGCAGAAUCAGGUGUUUAGUCGAGCAUCGUGAGAAAGCUGGUGUGAUGAGCAACUUUGGAAGGAAAGGUGAGGGUUAUACUGUACAUAGUGAACAUGUAACAAUUAUGGUCGCCGUAGGUAACUUGGACAGUUGGACAAUAAGCAAAUCUCAACAGAUGUUUUCCAUAUUUACAGAUAAAGCCAUUGCACAGAGCCAGAGUGACUUGCUCGCCGGGAAAAAGUCCAGGGGAGCUAAUGCUGUACCCUCGGUGUCGGCUGAGGACAGCUGGUUAAAGCUUAUAGCCUCAUGGAAAGAUGUGAAGAAGUUCUAUAAUGCUGACAACAGCUUGCCGGUGAAAUUAGCACCAAAAAUCACUGCAAAACAUAUAUCUGCCACCAUUUUUACCGAUGAGGUGUAUGCUGGGAUGCACAUUCUGGCAUCCAUUGGGAGACUCGGGAGCCAAGCACACAUGACAGCGGACUUUCUAAAACUAGUCAAUAAUGUGUUUGACCUUCUCAAUGUGAGGGCAUAUGGAAAGACUGCUGCACCAUUCACGGAACACAGCGACAAGCAGCUGAACACCCUACUGGAUCUGAAAGCUCAGGUUCAGAAAUGGCACAUGAUAGUGAAGGGGAAGAAGUACAGACCACCUUCAUUUGAUGCUCUUAUUGAAGACUUCAAUGUUGUCAUAUCAAUACAUGAAGAUUUGGUGGUGAAAGGGCCUUUGGAGUUUUUGCUUACUGGGCGCCUGAACCAAGACUGCAUAGAAAACGUUUUUCCCCAGAUAAGAUCGAAAGGAGGACACAGGUUUAACCCAUCUGCACGAGAGUUCCGCUUUGCCUACAGAAACCUGUCGUCAAAUUUUAUAUUGGCGAGCCUUCCAUCUGCAAACUGUGUCUAUGACAACGAUAUAAUGCUCAGCCGUUUAAGGCAUCUAUCCAGUGAAGCAUGUAGCAUACAUGAAGAUCACUCACAGAAACCAGCAUCAAAACGCCCUAGGACAAAGCAGUCGUCUGUUGCACAGAAAGAACUCGAGGUUAUUGCAACUGCGGACUUUGAAACUCCUGCAGAAGUGACCAAUGCUCUUGCGUACAUAUGGGUAACACGUAAUUACAUGGUGGCGGCGGUGGGAUUCGAACCCACGCCUCCGAAGAGACUGGGCAGCGGUUAUCGGACUACAACGCAGCUGUUAAGUGAACUAGAAUGGUUAACAGGCCAGUGCAAGGUGACGUCCAUUCUCAUGGACAGAAUUGUGUUGGGUGUACGAGACACAGCGACCCAGCAAGCUUUACUGAAGGAGCGCGAGCUGACGCUGGAGCACAGCAUCAAUAUCUGUAGAGCCGCGGAGAAUGCCACGAGGCAAUGUCAUGCUCUACGGCAGGAGACGAUUCCAGAUUCUGUUAGUAUGGACGGCAACUUAAGAACCGACAUUGUAGAUGCUGUUGAUAGGUCUCUUGGAAAUAACAGUAGCUUUCGUUGCAGUGACAAAGUCAUUGUUUAUGGCACUCAGUACAAAAAGGGCAUGGUUGUUUUAGAACGAUAUGACGAUGAAGGGCUGUCUGUGAUUCAAAUGGAAUUCAGUAUUGCAGACUUGAUCAUGACCGAUGAUAUGGAAAGUGUGGAUCUAGUGCGGGAAAUAGUCGCCAAAGCACUGCCUUACAAGAAAGGUGAGACGUUGGACGAAAUAGUCGAAAAAUUGAAAGAAGAUGGUUUGAUGGAUGAAGAGGACUUCAAAUUUUUACAAGAAGAGGACCUUUUAAAGAUACUCCCGGCUGUCCAGGCAAGGCGAUUGAUUGCAUUUGUCAAGGCUAAGGACUUUGUGAGAUCCACGAAUCCUACUUCUCCUACCACAUGUACCAGUGACGACACAGACGAAAUCAGCAUUUCUCCUGUUGGUUCGCCGUCCACUUCAGGAUCAUCUUCACCUGUCGUGCCUUGCUUCGCUUCACCUAUAUCUGGUCCGGACUGGGAGACAUAUGCAAUUCCCUGGGAGAAGUUGCCCCCCGACUUCAUGGUGGCAUGUCGAAAAGGCAGGGCUCCAGAGCCCAGUUCCCGGAGAGAGAUGGUUCGGAUUUUUUCGAAAGACAUUAGAAGUAGGAAGAACCUUCCUGGAAGGGCGGCAUUGAGGACCCUAUCAAAGAGGAUGGUGGCCCUCUAUCCGCGUUCAUUUGAGAAUCGCUUACCGAAUGGGGUACUCGUUGACAACGGGAUUGUUGGUCUCGUUACUGCCUUUGAGAACUGUAUUUUCAAUUUGAUGCGCUCCGAUAAAGCAACCCAUACGGCAUGUACGGCCAGGUUCCUUUUGAAGAGAUUGGAUGCAAAUGUCGGUGAGAAUGCUGAAUUGGUGCAGCCCGUAAAGAAGAUAAAAAUUGUGCAUGACAGCUAUGGAUGUGUUAAUUGGCAGCCGGGAAAGUUCGACGAGGGAGAAAAUGAUGAGACCCAAACGCAAAAACAGGAGUGGUUGAAAACGGAAAAUGAAAAACCUAUUCCAGAUAUGAAAAACGUGAAAGAGUUUAUGAGUAGCACGUACCCUAGCCAGUGGCUCUUCCUUAAUAGGUCUAGUUCACCUUCUACCACUGAAGUUAUGAAGGAAUGGCCAUUCCUGUUCAAUUUCGAGUGCAUGAUGGCUCAUUUCGAAACUCUAAUGGGCUUUGGCUUGGAAGAAACUCUUGCGAACAACCUACAAGAUAAUGUGGAUGGCAUGUGUGAGUUCUUCGAAGAACUGAGUUUCUCUUCCAAGAACAAACUCCUCCGUAAAUGUGUGAAGGAUAUGAAGCAGUAUGAUGGAAAUGGUGACGGUCAUGGCGGUGGGAUGCAACGAUUGGUUGGAGCUAUACUUUGCCUCAUAGCCUACUUCGGAGAGGAGGAGUCGAUAAUGUGCAUAUAUUUUGAGGUACCUGAUAUUGCCACUGCGAAAGACGUGGAAAACGCACAUAAGAUUCCGACUACACCGUUCAUUGCUGUUCGAGGUCCCAAUGCCUUUCUGGCAAAGCGUUUCUUUCUUGUCAUUGACAAGAAAGUGGUCAAUGAUGACCUGCACAGUUUCAUGGAUGCCCUCAAGUCUCUCUUCGCAUCGUUCUACAUUUUGAACAUUCGAUACUCUCCAGGGAUCGCAGUGACAUUGGAAUUCAUGCAACGAAUUCUUGCAAUGUUGAAUCCAGGGAAAAGAGAGCAAGACAGGGAAAACUGUCAUCAACCCAAGGAUUUCCUCGCUGCUCAACAAACUGAAGAACGCCACCAGCCGCUGGAAUGUCGACAAAUUUACCUCCUAAUUGUACCACCUGCCGUGCCUUGCUUCAACGAUAUCUAGUCCGGACUGUGAGACGUAUCAAGAGUAGAUAAUAACACAAGAGUGAGACACCCGAUUCCCGCAUUUUUAACCGAUUUUU